AUGAAGUUUUCCUUGUGGCUCAUGCGAUUUGCGGUAUGGCUGUCAUGCCUUGCGUUUGCGGCUGCAGCCGCUGCAGACCAGCAAUCGCUGCAGUACAAGAUCGUAAACCAAGGCACAAAAGCGUCGGCGAUGAUGCUGGGCCUGGCUGACGAAAAUACAGCCUUCAUCCUCGACAAGGUGGAGGGAAACGAGCCGGAUGGGCAGGACAGGCCGACGUGGGCCGAGCUUGUGAAUCUGACAGACUUUAGUUCGCGUUCGAUUCCGGCAAACUCGAACCCAUUUUGUGCGUCCGGCGCGACCCUUGCGAAUGGUUCGUGGAUCGUGCUGGGUGGCAACCAGGCCGUAGGAUACGGCGGCGCGGCCACACCCAACGGUGCCAUACCCUACCGAGAUAAUGACGGUCGUAAAGUUGUGCGUGUGAUGGAGCCGACCGAUGGCGACUCCACCAAACUGAGCUGGAUCGACGAGCCCAACAGCAAAACACAGAUGGACUCGCGUCGCUGGUAUCCCGGUAUCGAGACGCUUUCUGAUGGAUCGGUAGUCAUCAUUGGUGGCGCGACGAGCGGUGGCUUUGUCAACCGCAACUACCCCAAUGUCGACCCUGCCUACUCCACCACCAAUCCGAACCCUACGCCUGGCAUCUGGGACCAGGGCGGCUCGAAUCCCUCCUACGAAUUUUGGCCACCAACGGGAAAGCCCGGCCCCCAGCUUUCCAAGUUUAUGGUGAGUACAAGUGGACUGAACAUGUACCCUCACACAUACCUCAUGCCAUCUGGCAAACUGUUUAUGCAGGCAAAUUACAGCACAACUCUGUGGGACUAUAUGAAAAAUGUCGAAUAUCCUCUUCCCGAUAUGCCCGGCCGGAUUGUCCGCGUCUACCCCGCGUCCGGCGCGACGGCCAUGAAGCCAUUGACUCCUCGUAAUCAGUACACGCCCGACAUUCUGUUUUGUGGCGGCAUGUACCUGCACAACGAUGCUGACUGGGGCAACUUUGGAUCGCCUGGCGUGAACAUGUACAAGCAGAAGGCAGAUCCCAACUGCCACUCCAUUAUCCCCGAACCCAAAAGCAAAGACAAGCCGGAGUACAUCAGCGAAGGCCAACUUCCUGAAGGCCGAUCGAUGGGCCAGUUUAUUCACCUCCCGGACGGCACCAUGGUCAUUGUCAAUGGCGCCCGCAACGGCGUUGCGGGCUUUGGCAACACCACAUGGAACAAGGCGCUUGGGAGCGACGGCAAGACGAAUAUAUUUCUGGAAGGCUUUUCCCAGUUGCCGACCUACCGUCCCGUCUUGUACAACCCCGAAGCGCCGCCCAACAAGCGCCUUUCCACGAGCGGCAUUGGCAGCUCCAAGAUUCCCCGUCUGUACCACUCCUCUGCCAUCUUGAUUCCUGACGGCAGCGUGCUAGUCGCAGGAUCCAAUCCGCACAAUGACGUGACGCGCAACGGCACCGGCACCUUUAAGUCGUUGAACAAGAAGAACACGUACGAGGGGUUCAACACCGAGUACAAGCUCGAGACGUGGUACCCCGCGUACUUUUUUAAGCCGCGCCCCCAGCCGCAGCAAGUGCCGGAAGCGAUUACCUACGGCGGCCCCCCGUUCAACGUCACUGUCGACGGCGACUAUAUGAACAAAAAUGGCGAAGUGAAUAGCUUGGCAAACCGCACCAGGAUUUGGGUUAUUCGCCCUGGGUUCUCGACGCACGCGAUGAACAUGGGCCAGCGCUCGCUCGAGCUGGAGCGCUCGUAUGCCGUGCACGACGAUGCGAGCGUCACGUUUAUCAUCAAUCCGAUGCCCUCGAACAAGAACCUCUUUGUGCCGGGCCCAGCGCUCUUUUUUGUCACGGUCAACGGCGUGCCGAGCCACGGCAAGAGGGUCAUGCUUGGGAAGAAGGACCCAGGCCUGGUUCCUCUCGCAGACUCGGUGGGGCGCGGCAAAGGUUCUGCGCCAUUGCCCGCGCCUGCGCCGAACCCCAAGUUUGCCGCGACGAAAAAGGCUGCUGCGCCCGGGCCCGAGAACAAGGCGGACCUGUCUGGCGGCGCUAUUGCGGGCAUUGUGGUAGCGGUGGUGAUUGUCUUUAUCCUCCUGCUUGCUGGGCUUAUUUUUCUUGUGCGCCGCGCAAAUCGCGGCGCGGCGCUUGCUACGCAGAAGCCCAUACCCUCGACUGGCAUCGAAGGGGGGCUUGCUGCGCUGCCCGCUGCCGGUGCAUUGCCAUACGGCCGCUACGACCAGCGCAUGGAUGAGUCGCAAGCACACAUGCUCACCGGGAGCAACGACUCGCUUGCAAGCUUUGGCGGCCCCGAGCUUCUUUCCUCAGAUAACCCCGCGCCGGACUAUUUUGCAUCGAAGCACUCUGCGUACGACCAAGAUCCAUCGCUGGACAUGCUGCCGAGCCAGUACGGCAUGGGCCCGACAGAGUACUCUUCGUCGCCCCUGAAGACUACGGCGGCAGAUGCGAGUGGCCCGCCGAUCCGGACGUAUGCGGCGGGCUUUGAGGCGAUGCAGCUUCAGACCACGCCGCAGAAAGGCAAGGGUGCUGCCUACUUGGAGCCCGAGACGUAUCCGAUGACGCCCAUGGGCGUAACUUCGCACUCGGGCAUUGUGGGGCCGCGUGCUAUGCCUCGCCCAUGGUCGACGCAGUCGACGAAGCCGUCUGAUAUUGUGGAUGUGUACGGGCAAACAGACUGA
Molecule: messenger RNA, 2685 nt
Organism: Malassezia vespertilionis
Lineage: Eukaryota; Fungi; Basidiomycota; Malasseziomycetes; Malasseziales; Malasseziaceae
Product: (methyl)glyoxal oxidase
Exons: 1
Coding region: 1-2685 (894 amino acids)
Source: RefSeq, a predicted model, not a curated record